AUGCUAGAGAAUCUUCUAACAUUGGCUACAAUAAUUUCUACAAUAUUCACAGUUACCCUCUUAUUGAUACCUAAACAAUACAUCAAGCAUUCGCCUCCAAUGGCUACUCAAGAUGGCGCAAAUGUCGAGCCGAAGAUCUCCGUUCAGGUUUUGGUCUUGGGAGAUAUUGGGCGAAGUCCUCGAAUGCAAUAUCAUGCUAUGAGUAUAGCAAAACAUGGUGGAAGAGUGGAUCUUAUUGGAUAUGAAGAAUCUGAACUCCCUUCUGGCUUAACAGACAAUCCUCUCAUUACAAUCGUACCCUUACCGCUACCACCAGCAAAUUUACGAGAUGGUACUAUACCAUUCUUCUUCGCAGGGCCUUGCAAGGUUUUAUGGCAGAUCUGGACUUUAUUUUUUGUUUUAUGUUAUACUACAAAACCUGCAAGAUGGCUUUUAGUUCAGAACCCCCCCUCAAUUCCCACCUUCUUCGUCGCAUACCUCGUCUGUUUAAUACGCAAUACACAUUUAAUAAUUGAUUGGCAUAAUUAUGGAUGGACUAUCUUAGCAGGAACAAGAGGCCCUAAACACAUAUUCGUUCGACUAUACAAAUGGUAUGAAGCUUUCCUCGGAUCGUGGGCACCAACCGCUUCAUUCACAGUUUCGAAAGCGAUGGAGCGCCAACUACGCGAAAGUCCCUACAAGAUCAAAUCACCAAUUUUUACCCUUCACGAUCGACCUGCUUCCAUUUUCCAACCGAUUACCGACGAGGCAAAGCGACGUGCUUUUCUUCAGCGUUUACCAGAAACAAAAGAUCAUGUCGAUGCGAUUAUGAAUGGAGAUGUAAGACUACUAGUUAGCAGUACAUCAUGGACUCCUGAUGAAGAUUUCAACCUUCUUUUAGAUGCGCUCGUUAAAUAUGGACCAUUUGCCGAAUUUGAUUGCCCACCAAUUCUUGCCAUCAUCACUGGAAAAGGUCCACAGAAGCAAAUGUAUCUUGAUCGAAUUGCCGAACUCACUGAAAGCUAUGAUUUGGUCAAUGUUACAAUCAAGACUGCAUGGCUUAGUAUUGAAGAUUACGCCUCGUUACUUGCAUGCGCCGACCUUGGAGUUUGUUUACAUAAGAGUAGUAGUGGUGUAGAUCUGCCCAUGAAAGUGGUUGAUAUGUUUGGAGCAGGAUUGCCAGUAGUUGGAUACGAUCAAUAUUUCAGUUGGCCCGAAUUGGUCAAGGAGGGUAUCAACGGAUGGGGAUUUACAACAGCGAAAGAUUUGGCAGAGAUUUUGGAGGAAGUCUUCAAGGAUACAAGUGGAAAGGAAUUAGCGAGAUUAAAGAAGGGGGCUAUUGAGGAGGGAAGAAAGAGAUGGGAUGAAGAAUGGGAUGGGGUUGCUGGGAGACUUUUAGGAUUGAUUGACUGA
Botrytis fragariae is the source of this 1392-nucleotide messenger RNA. Its product is annotated as putative chitobiosyldiphosphodolichol beta-mannosyltransferase protein. The coding region runs from base 1 to 1392 and encodes 463 amino acids. NCBI's taxonomy places the organism in Eukaryota, Fungi, Ascomycota, Leotiomycetes, Helotiales, Sclerotiniaceae. The record is from RefSeq and is a predicted model, not a curated record. Gene Ontology annotation, cellular component: endoplasmic reticulum. The transcript is spliced from 3 exons. Gene Ontology annotation, molecular function: mannosyltransferase activity.